CUAUACUCUUAAAAAUACCGAUUUUUAAGACAAAACGAGUAUUCUUCUUCGAUCCUUACCGUCUAACCUGAGAGAGCAUAACUAAUGCACUCUGCUUUCCAAACAGUAACUCUUAUCAAAAUAUCAAAAGAUGAUAAGUUUGAAUCUUAUUUUAACUCAGGAUUCUUGUGAUUCUGAAUGAUCCAGUUACAAGAGAACUUGGAACAGAGUGUUUCCUUUGCCUUCUUUUUUUCCAUCCUACUCUUUACUCUUAAAAAUACUGGUUUUUAAGAAUAAACGAGUACUCUUCUCCGAUUCUUACUAUCUAACCUGAGAGAGUAUAACUAAUGUACUCUGCUUUUUGAACAGGGUUUUAUGGUUGGUUCGCGACCCUUAGAUGUUGAAGACAUCUUUGGGGUGAUCUCGUAGUUCCUAUAGGGUGGAGACUAUGGAUCGGUACAUGGAUUCUUUUUCAUUUGCCAUAUUUUGCUCAAAAGGAUGAGGGGAAACACUGCAUCAAGUUGUUCACAAGGGCCAACCUGAUCCUUUUCCUAUGAUCCCAAAAGAGGAAACCCUAAAAGAAUCACCGACUCCAACUAUCUUCCAUGUAUGGUUCUUCCUUCCCUGAACAAAAUUGACCUCCUUCCUUGUUUUCUUGAAGAUCCAACAUCAUAGAUGUGGUUACUGUGAACGAUUCUAUCUCAUAUAACUCGAUUUCAUCUUGAGGUAUAACAAUCUUAAGUGGUGAAGUCGUGUAGAGGAAAAACAGUGAUAUUAUUCUAUAAGAAGAACAGAGUAAAUAAUAAAGGCGCGUGAUAUGUACCCAAGCCGUCGUGACUAGCUUUAACAAACAAAGAAUCUCGUAUUCUGCUACGAAGACACGUGGUGACAUCCCUAGCAGAGCGUCUUAGGGAACCGAAAAGUGAAAUACAAAAAGAAAGAAAAAAAAAAGUGUACCCAAGAGUGUAGCUACAUAAUGUAUAAUUAAUUAAGCAUUAGUAGUAAUAUGGUGUAGUAAUUAUAAUUUGCGGGUGAAGGGGAAGCAGAAGAGAAAAGAGAGAUGAGAGUUAGGAUAUAGAAAUUGGAAGGUAAGAGAGAAGGAGAGGACCACAUGCGUGUCCGAAAAAGAAGAAGGGUUGGAGCUAGCGUGGAUGGAAAUGAUUGGUGCCACGUAGGGAUUUGAGAAAAAAGAUGCAACACGUGUACGAGAGGGAAGAGAAGGGGUAAUGUGAUGAAGGGUGGAGAUGGCAUACCGUGCCCCUGACGGUGAAGGGCAGGCUGCCUUAGUGGCCCCCAGCUGAAGUGAACAAUUGCUCUUUCUCUCUCUUUUCUCUCAUUCUCACCGCCUAAAAAACCUUUCUCCCCCAAUCCCAUUUCAAUGGCACUGUCCUCUUCCUCGAAAACCUUUCGCUUCCGCCUAUUAGCGCUCAUCGCUUUCUCUCUCCCUCCCUUCCCCAGUUUAACUAUCUCUACAAUUUACUCCUACUACAACAAAUUCUCUCUUUCUCUCUGUUGAUUUCGCGCCUAUAUAAAGCACCUCUCAAUGGCUGGGAUUUGCUGUAGAGUUGUUGGAGAAGGUGACACCCCUACUCCUCUAGAACCAACCUCUCGUCCUUCCACCCGCAGAACUAUGGAUAUGGUACCCUUGAAGUACAUAGCUGACAUGGCUGUGCCCGACUCUUCCCGAAAGCGCCCCAAGCUCGAUCUCAAUGACACUGAUAACCAACUUCAAACUGACCGGGAAUCCUCCGGAACCAAGGUUAUGAAGAAGGAUUCCCAAUUCCUCAACAACGAACAAGACGAGGAUGAUGUUUCAGACACUAAAUCCCUGACAGACGAGGAUGACGACUCCGAAGAUGAAGAGUGUCCCAAGUAUGGAGUCACCUCUGUCUGUGGCAGGAGGAGAGACAUGGAGGACUCCGUUUCCCUGCGCCCUUUCUUCUCGCUUGAAGGCUUCCACUACUUUGGCGUUUUUGACGGUCACGGUUGCUCUCAUGUUGCCACUAUGUGCAAGGAGAGGCUCCACGAGAUUGUGAACGAAGAGAUUCUGGAUGGAGACGACUCUCUACAGUGGGGAACAAUGAUGCAGAGCAGUUUUGCUCGCAUCGAUGAAGAGGUUUUCCGCCGCAGCCAGAGCAACCAGACUUUCAACUGUCGAUGCGAGCUCCAGACUCCGCACUGUGACGCAGUUGGAUCCACUGCUAUCAUCGCGAUCCUCACCCCAGACAAGAUUGUCGUCUCCAACUGCGGCGACUCCCGUGCUGUUCUCUGCCGUGGCGGAGUUGCCAUUCCUCUCUCUUCGGAUCACAAGGAUAACCGUUUUUGGAUCCGUGUUGUUCAGCCGGACCGCCCCGACGAAUUGCUCCGAGUGGAAUCCAAAGGCGGGCGCGUGAUUUACUGGGACGGCGCAAGAGUGCUGGGUGUGUUGGCCAUGUCUCGAGCCAUAGGAGACUACUACCUGAAGCCAUUCGUGAUUUCAGAGCCCGAGGUGACUGUGACUGAGCGAAGUGAUGAUGAUGAGUGUUUGAUACUGGCAAGUGAUGGACUGUGGGAUGUGGUGUCAAAUGAAACUGCUUGUGGGGUGGUGAAGAUGUGCCUGAAGUCGCAGAAGCCCCCGACUCCUCCGGGCUCUCCUGGUCAUGGUUAUGUGACGGCAGACGGCUCCGACCGUGGUUGCUCGGAUGCCUCAAUUCUGUUGACCAAGUUGGCUUUGGCAAGGCACAGUGCCGAUAAUGUGAGCGUGGUGGUGCUUGAUCUGAGGAAGGAUCCAGAACAAACAUCCACUUCCACUUCCAGCUACGUUAACGAAUGAAUGCAACAAUGGAUGAACGGAGUGCCUCUUCAAAGCAGCAUAAUGGGCACUUUCACUGCACCCCAUACCCUCUGUUUCCGGUCAAUCUUCGAGGUCUGCCUUUUGCUUAAUAAUAAUGUUGUUUCUUUCUUUCUUUUUUCUUUCCAAGUGUAAUGUUGUUUUUUAGUUUCAGAAAAGGAGGAGGAAAAAAAAUGUAGCUUUCGAAAAUGAAACAAAAUCAUAGGGAAAUUUCGUUGUAGGGGAAAUUCGUGUCGACUAAGGAUUCAAUGAAACCGUCGAUACCCUUUUCUCUUUUGUCCAUAAUCGACUCUAUAAAUUGAAGAAUUUUCCUUUGGUUCU
Vigna angularis (adzuki bean) is the source of this 3130-nucleotide messenger RNA. RefSeq names its product protein phosphatase 2C 37. Bases 1523 to 2791 code for a protein of 422 amino acids. Gene Ontology annotation, biological process: protein dephosphorylation. Gene Ontology annotation, molecular function: protein serine/threonine phosphatase activity; cation binding. The transcript has 7 exons. Lineage: Eukaryota; Viridiplantae; Streptophyta; Magnoliopsida; Fabales; Fabaceae. Gene Ontology annotation, cellular component: cytosol; nucleus. The record is from RefSeq and is a predicted model, not a curated record.